AUGUCAUUAGCUUCACCGUUGCACCCGCACGCUAAUGCUACGAAAACUGAAGCAGCAACUGCAGAGACUUCCUCAAGAAUUUCUGCUCCGUCUGCUUUCAACAUUGAUCGAAGUCUCUCUGCUUCUCCAUCAUCUUCCGCCGCUACAAAUGGAAAAGCAGGGAACCUCCGAUCCUCUCGAAUUGCCUUGUCGAUUCUAUUGGAGAUUAUCCUGUUGGUGAUUCCCUUUACGUUUCUUACGGGUGCCUACCUGUGUCAGGAAUUGUAUUCAGGUCCAUUUGUGAAGUACAUGGAUUCUUUCAGGAUCAUGGACAAGGGCGCUGAUGACCGAGGUUAUUAUUUUUCCUUGGAUCAAGACGUAACGUACUAUCACCGUCACUGCACCAAGGAAGACAUCACUACUUUUGGUCUCAACAAGACGGAUCGAUCCAACCUGAUGAUUUUGCCAAAUGAAAAUACAACACCAGAAUAUGCGCAAGAUAUUAUGAUGAAGCAUGGUGCUGUCAUUUUGCCACAAGUAUUGACUCCGGAAACUGCUACCAACUUGAGAUCGUAUUUAGAGUCUCGUCAUGAAAUUCAAGACACCCUCAGUUGGCAAGAGAAAUUUUGGACAGGAAUCAAUCGUCUCAGUCUCGGUCUGGGAUUCAACGACGAUCCGUCGAUUCAAAAAGCCAUCCACGAAAUUGGACACAAUCCCAUGAUUCAAGCUACAUUGGAAGGACUCUUUGGCGAACCAGAUGCCGCCAUUGUCGAAAUUUCAACUCUCACAUCUCUACAUGGUGCUGAAAAUCAAGGCUUGCAUUCGGAUUCCGACUUUUUUGGUUCCAGUCUUUUGUACGGCCGCACUUUUUUGCAUUCCUACACCAUGUUUGUGUCCCUUCAAGAUACUACCUCUCGAAUGGGUGCCACUACCGUCUGUCCUGGAACUCAUUGGUGCGCCAAUCCAGAAAUGGACGAAUUCUGUUUACCGAAUGAAUACGAAUACCAAGAAGAAGAUGUCCAGGAAGCCUUUGACGAAUACAAUGAAAACGAAGCUUUUGACGUUUCCUCAAAUGGUGUCACGGCCAAAGAAGGAGGCGUCUUACUUCAAGGAGAUGCCAUGAUGUUCAAUCAGAAUGUCUUUCAUCGUGGACCCCAAAAUGAUGAUCCAACCUUCAAGGACACAAAUCGAGUCAUGUUCAUUGUGACCUUUGUCAAUAAGCGGGACUUUGAAAAGUACGGAGAUGUUCGUCAGCAAGGUAUGGGGACGUAUUACUAUCAAAGGUGGACCAUGUGGGGACAUUCCUUUUCCGAUUUCCGUCAUGCUCUUUCCUCGAAACAUUCCUUUUGGAAACAACCAUGGGCCACCUUCAAGGCCUUGGGAAUUACGGCUUCCAAUGCGGUUCCAUGGCCCGAGCACGUGGCUCGACAGCUGGCCAACCAAAUGGAUUUCUUUCUCGAAGACGAAUUGCCAGAUUUCAAGGAUUAUAUGGAAUUGACCGGUGGAUUCAUUGCUCCAAUCGUCCAACAGGGAACGUCCAGUGACGAUUGGCAUGAAUACAUUCCGCAAGUUUUGGGGAAUUUUGUCGAAGCUUGCUUGUAUGCCUACCAAUGUGGACUGAUAGCAGUAUUUGUCAUGUGCAUGUUGCUUUCUCCGAGUGGCACCCGUCUAUCCUUUCUCAAGCGUCUACUGGGAUUUCACUUGCUCAUCGCCAGUGUUGGUUAUGGACUUUUCUACGCCAUUCAGGAAUAUUCGUUCUUAGGCCAAAAGGUUGUCUCCAAUGUUAUCAAGGUGACUCCAUUUGCCGAUUCUGGUAGUAGCAUUCCCAAGGCAACCACUUUGCCCGAUCGUUCGGAUUAUUUGGUUGGAAGUCGGUACGAUGCCGACUUUUUGGGAAGUUACAACCGUGCACUGGACUAUCAGCCGGGAAAUAUGGCAUUGGAUAAGUUGGUUGCAGAAUACGGAUCCUCUCAUUUGCCGUCCGAGUGCCUGGCAAAUUUGAUUAGGGAACAAUGGGACACACCACGAUCGGCCAAUCCGCCUCGUAUGCUUCUCCAAGACGCUGCAACUGGGUACUGGACAUUAAUGAACGAUGCCGCCGCUUUGGAACACCUGCAACGAUUAAUUCUUCGACGACAGCAACCCCUGCUGCAACAUCUCGACAAGCACUUGUUGCAAGCUUUGGCCGAUGCGAGAUUCGGACGUCGUCGCGAGACUUCGAUGGCCAAGUACCAAACAAUCGCUCUCUUAGAAGACUUGCAAGCAAGAUUCCUUUCACCUCCAUCGUCGCCAAAGGGUGUAUUAAGCAAGAAUGCUGUUGCAACCUUUUCCCCAUCGAAAUCACUGCUGCACCCGACAAGCUCCACGACCGCAGCUCUGCGAUCGCCUUCGAAUUUGUUGCGUCCAAAAUCCACUCCACACUACCUCAGUACUGGAAGCCGCGUAUGGGCAGCAUCAGGUGCGGGUGCUAUUUGGCACGGAAGCUGGGAGGCGGCACGAGUGGUCGAGAAACUGGACAAUGGUCUGAUUAAGGUGGUAUACGACAAAGAUGGCAUGAAGCAGCGUUCUCUCGCGCCAAUGUUGGUACAACCAUACCAUCAUUUUGUGCAAGGUGACAAGGUAGAAUUUUUGUAUUCCGAUGGCGGGCUGACUUUGGACUGGCUUGAAGGCGAAAUUGACAGCGUAUCUCCACUUGGCUGGUACAAUGUUCUAUCGGGAGGGCACUUGGUCUCCAGGAUAGCAGCCGAUGACCUUCGGGCCCCAAUCCUGAGGCAAGGAUUGCAAGCUGGCGAUAUCACUUGGGCUGCCGUCUCCAAAACCGGGAAACCCACUGGCGUGGUUGGUGUUUGGGCCAAGGCGUCAAUUGUCAAAACAUCCAAGGAUAAGGUCUUGGUGAAGUUCGACAGUUCCGAUCUGUUGGAAGAAAAGGAAUGGACUGAUGUUCAACCAUACUUCACAGUUGAAGCAGGCGACUUUGUUGAAGUGAGACUUCAUGAUGGAUCCUGGUGGGGGGCAACAAUCGAAGCUGCAUUUGAAGUGAACGAGGACAAGACGGGUGAAGACAGCGAAGAUAGUGAAGAUGAAAGCAGCGAUCACGCCGGCAUGAUAAAACGCGACUUUGAUGUGUACGUCAUAGAAUAUGACGAAGAGCUGGAGGGCGUUGAAGAACAUCAUAUUCGACCGCUCUUGCCACUCUUGGCAGUAGGCACUCGCGUGCUGUCUAAUUAUGCAGCCGGGGGCAAUUGGUUCCAAGGUACUGUUGAUCAAGUGCAUUCUUAUCACCGAACGUACAGUAUAAAAUACGAUGAUGGCGAUUUUGAGACGAACGUUACUCGAGAUCGACUCCAAGUUCAAAGCUAA
Cylindrotheca closterium is the source of this 3339-nucleotide messenger RNA. The record is from the annotation of a GenBank genome assembly. NCBI's taxonomy places the organism in Eukaryota, Bacillariophyta, Bacillariophyceae, Bacillariales, Bacillariaceae.